ACAUUAGAAUCAGUUACUGCAUCUUUACCAUCAUCCUCAUCAUCCUCAUCAUCAUCACCAUCAGCUUGCUGCCUCCUUUCUGUCUCCACGUGCUGAUUGGCUAAGAUGACGAACAAGGUGAUUCAUACCUGUGACUCUGUGGUGGGCGGAGCGUCUGGAGAGGACAACGUGUCUUUCCAGGUGUUUCCAGAAUCAGCAGAUCGUAUUCCAAAACUUUCCAGGCGUGUCCCGUCCAUCGUUGUGGAGCCAACGGAUGGAGACGAUGUGGAGAGUGGAGAGCUCCGAUGGCCCCCGGAUGAUGUCAGCAGUGACGCCACAGAGGAACACAGCCAGGUGACAGGUGGACCUGUAGAAGAGGAGGAGCCACAGGAACAGGUGAUGGAUGGAGUUUAAACCCUACUGACUGGAGUGGCACCUUUAUUUUCAGCCAAUAUUUUUCAAAGGUCCCUGUGAUUAGGGGUGGGGGGGCGUGGUCAAUAUACAAAUGGCCACACCCCCAUGUAAGAGAGGCGGAGUCAGACCUGGACAGAGUGAACAAACAAAAGAGGAGAAAAGAUGAAGAUUCCAACAUGAAAGUAAACACAGAUCUUCAGAUGACUGAAGGAUAUAGUUUGAAAGGAUUGUGGGACGUGAGCAGCAGGAAAAAUAUGAAACAUCCAGAAUAUGAAUAUGUUGAUGGACUUAUUGACUGACUGCUUUUAUAAAAUCUUGUUGGUUCAUUUCGUCACUUUUGUAUGUUUGUAUAACUGCUUGUGCUAAAAACAUAGAUAAUGCAACUGAUAUACAUCAUCUAAAGUU
Stegastes partitus (bicolor damselfish) is the source of this 798-nucleotide messenger RNA. RefSeq names its product protein LBH-like. The transcript is spliced from 4 exons. Bases 106 to 393 code for a protein of 95 amino acids. The record is from RefSeq and is a predicted model, not a curated record. NCBI's taxonomy places the organism in Eukaryota, Metazoa, Chordata, Actinopteri, Pomacentridae.